UACCUUCUGCACAGCAUGCAACGCGUUGUACACAUUAUGAGGAAAUGGAAGAAUCUAAAAGAUACAUUUAAAAAAGAGGUUCAUAAAUAUGAGAAAUCGGGAUCAGCAAUGAUAAAAAAAGCAAAAUAUUGUUAUUUUGACAAUCUGUCAUUUUUGCAACCUAAUUUCGACGGAAGAUCUACCUCAGGAAACAUGGCACAUGAAAAUGAUAAUUCGGUUGAAGAAAUCAAUGUUAUAGAUAACCUCGAUUCACCGACGGCUUCAGACCAGGCAAUGUCCCCCGGUGUCCCUAAUACUGCAGUGCCUAAACAGCCGAAGAAAAAACUAUCUGUGUUUCAAGAACACGUGUUGAACGCCAUAGAAAAAAGAAAUAACAAAGAAGAAGUUUUUGAUGGCAAUAAACAUUUUUUGCUUUCUUUGUUACCAGCGAUGAAGAGUAUGGAUGAUCAAAAUAAUAUGAAAUUCCGAAUAGAUGUCAUGCAACUCCUACAAAAAUAUACAACAAAUAACGAUAACCAAACUUCUCAGCCUUACUCAUCACAUCAACUUUAUACAACACCUCAGCCUUUACACACCACCUCAUGCCUUAUACACCACAUCAGCCUCAAUUUCAACCAUAUAAUAUACCUCUUCAGUCUUCAGCCUUACACUUACACGCAGCAAUCACUCGAAAACACGGUUAGAAAUCAAGAAUAUUCUAUGGCCAAUCAAAACACAAAUGAUAUAUUAUAAUAAUUUUUAUAAAUGCCAGCUAUAGCUGUAGGUACAAGAUAUAAAGUUAUUUUGAUUUGUUUUAUAUAUAAUAUAAUGAUCCAAUAAUUAUAAAAAUAUACAUACUUAAUAGUAA
Molecule: messenger RNA, 847 nt
Organism: Myzus persicae (green peach aphid)
Lineage: Eukaryota; Metazoa; Arthropoda; Insecta; Hemiptera; Aphididae
Exons: 3
Coding region: 16-732 (238 amino acids)
Biological process (GO): regulation of transcription by RNA polymerase II
Cellular component (GO): transcription regulator complex; nucleus
Molecular function (GO): DNA binding
Source: RefSeq, a predicted model, not a curated record